This is a messenger RNA of Clupea harengus (Atlantic herring), 1872 nucleotides long. RefSeq names its product E3 ubiquitin-protein ligase RNF166 (gene rnf125). Gene Ontology annotation, biological process: ubiquitin-dependent protein catabolic process; protein polyubiquitination. The transcript has 9 exons. The record is from RefSeq and is a predicted model, not a curated record. The coding region runs from base 255 to 1121 and encodes 288 amino acids. Gene Ontology annotation, molecular function: ubiquitin protein ligase activity. NCBI's taxonomy places the organism in Eukaryota, Metazoa, Chordata, Actinopteri, Clupeiformes, Clupeidae.
AUGGGAUUAGGCUACAUCUCAAGACUAAUAAUCAGUUUUGCAACAGGUGUUUUCCGGUAAGUGUUAUUAUAUUCUGUGACCUCACUUAACUGGGAUGAUGCCAAAAAAAAAACAGAAAUUCCCCUAGUACUCGUGUUAGUGUGUGCCAUUCAGCUAGAGUGCUGAUGGGCGGAGAAUUGCUGGGAACUUUCAACAGAACUAAACACAGGAACAUAACUUAGAGAUGAGUUAGAAGAGAGAGAGCGGACAGAAAGAUGGAUGCUGGUGAGAAGUGCCCUGUGUGUCAGGACAAACUGAAAGACCCCAUACGGCUCAGCGAAUGUAAACAUGAGUUCUGUCGGAUUUGUCUCCAGGAGUCCAUUCGUUUGAGGAGACAUUGCCCUCUAUGCAGGGUACCAGUGAAUGGUGACCCUCUCACAGCAGUGCCCAGCCAAACAAGACGCUCAAGGGUGAGAGAUGGGUCAAGACGUUCAAGACAUUCCAUGAUUCCCCCCUUCAAUGGUCGCUCUGUUUUUGCUGACAUAUGGAAUCGAAACAGCCAGCUGAUUGCUUUUCCAAACCAGUCUGGCUCUCCCAACCCAAACUUUGCACUCCCCCCUGCCCCUCUCAUCCUACCUGCUGCACCUGCACCUGUCCUGAGAUCACCCCGGCCAUUGUUUUGGACAUCCACUACAGCACAAACUUCAGAUCCUGUUGGCCUACGUCAUAGUAGACCUUUCCGGAAUUCCAACAUUCCUUGGUUGACUAUGUAUAGUCACUCUGACUUCUCCAUGUUACAUGUGCAGAAUCUGCUGAUUGAACAAGCACAGGCAGAGCAAAGAGGACCAAUGCUCAACAACAGUGUGAGGGUGUUUGUUUGUCCCUACUGUCAGCUGGGGGGUAUGGAUGAGCUGGAUCUGCGGGAUCACUGCAAUGCUCACCACCGAUAUGACCCCACCCCCGUGGUGUGUCCUGUGUGCGUGUCACUACCACACGGAGAUGAGAACUAUUACAGCCAGAACUUCAUUGCUCACCUGAAUGUGCGGCACAGUUACUACAGCCAAGACAUCACUGCCAUCCAUCAAAGCGAUGACAUGAAUAUGCAAGUGGCCAUGCUGGAGUCCUUAAUAACUUCCCAUUAAACAGAAUUCUGAUGCUGCUCAAUGCCCUGCAAUACACUGGGAGGGAGUGUAUGUAUACUAUACAAUUGUAAUCAAGAAUUGUAAUCUGUCCAUAUGAUCAGUUGAGUCUUUACACAAAUAUUCAGUGAUAUUCAUCUGUCUUCUGUCAUUAUCAUUGUCGCUACAUGUGUAGGUUUCUGGUGUUUAGUGGUGGUUUUAACAGUAGCAAACGCAACUCACCCCUGACCUCGCCCCCCAGAUUGUAUUCCCUGCCGUCUUUUAAAGGCGGUGUUUCAUGUUGUGGGUAGUAGUGUUUUUGUCAUUAUUAACAAGUCACUGGUCUCUGGAGUUGUACCUUAAAUUUUUAAGCAUGCUAUGGUGCAACCUCUAAUGUUAGACCAAUCUCUAAACUCCUGUUUUUAUUGGAAUACUUUAGAAGGCGAUUUUUAAUCAAUUACAAAGUUAUUUGACUGAGAAUAGGUUUCCUGACAUGUACCAAUCAGGGUUCGGUGCAAUGCACGGCACCGACUCUGCCCUCUUGAAAGUAAUGAACAAUCUGCUGCUCACAGCUGACUCUAAGGGCUGUUUAGUUUUGGUUCUCUAAGAUCUUACUGAUGCGUAGACCCAUGCCAUCAUCUCUUCAGAGGUGUCGUGGAAACCUAAAGCAUAAAGUUAUUGAUAUAUUAUAAUGUACCUUUCUUUUUCUUUUGUCCUAAUGUUUGGGAUUUGUUUCUGCUGGUUUUGUGAUUUUUUGGAUAAAAGACUGAAAUAA